AGGAGUUUCUCGCCGAGGGCUCCCAUGCCAGCCGCUUAAAAAACCCCAGCUGGCAGCGCUGGGGUCCCAGUGGCGGGUUAUAAUGUGCCGGGAGGAGGUGGCGGGCAUGUGCCCACGUCCCCGCGGUGCCCCGUCGCAGGUGUGGGGCGGCAGACUUGUCAGCCGCGGGAGUCCCUUGGGACAUCGAAGCUGCCGAAAGCACAUGAUGACUACAACUCCAGAAACAUGGCCAGCGGCGAGAGAUGGACAGAGAAGGCAUGCCAGCACGCUGCCAGUGCAGGCACCGCUGCGUGCCCUCUCCCUGGGCACAGGCAGCCGCACGCUGCAGGCAAACCUGCCCCUGUUCCCCGCUGCCCAGCCCCACAAAGCAGUGCCGCACAUCACUCCUCGAGCACGGCAGCCCCCUUGCCAGGGGUGCACAUGGGGCCGGGGCACACUGUCCAGCGGGGCCAGCGGUGGGGCAGAGGCUCUGCAAAGGUGUAGGGUGGGAGGAGGGUCCCUGCGGCACCUCUCCUGGCUCUGGGUCCCUGUGGCUCUUCCCACACUUGGCCGGAGCUCAGGGCUGGCCUGGCCGUGGCUGGUAUGGAGAUAACCCCACGCCGGCCAAGGCUGCUCCCAAACCUCGUUCCCGACUGAUGGAUGCUGCAAACCUGGGGCACCACAGGGCUCUUCUCUUUCCUACCAAGACCUGGGGGCAGCGGAGGGGGGAGCCCAGCACAUUGCACAGGGCGGUUUCUGCCCCGGUUCCCAGCUGGGUGCACCCGGCCGGGGGGGCCGGUGCCGGAUGCAGGGGCUCACGCCGGAGAUGCACCAUCUGCUUCUCGUCAGGCGGCUGGGAGCGCCGCAGCUGCCGGGGCCCGGCAGCAGAACGCGGUUGUGAUAGAUGGUCUGUUUAUCACGUUUCGGCUCUGCUCAGGAUGUUAGUGUUCGCCUGCGAAAGACAUUUUUGGGCUUGGCUGCUCCCUCCAUCCUCCUUCUCCUCCUGUUCCCCCCACCCCGCCCAAGAGCCUCGCCUGUUUGGGGGAGGGGGGGUGGCUGAAGCCCAUCUGGACCCAAGGGUGAAGGCCUGGGCAGCAGCCCUCCUGCAGCCGCCGGUCCUUGCCCAUGGGAAGGGUUGGGCUCAGCCCUGCUGCCUUGGGAACGGAUCGGGCCAAUGUCUGGACUUGGGAAGCCGAGGUGCUGGCCAGCUGCAGGCUCUGCUCUGUUGGGGACUGGGACGGGGACAAGGGUGGGGAGGGACAGCAGGAGCUUUCGCACACUCCUCAUCCCCUGGGCUGGGGAAGGGGCAGAGGGCAGGGAGGGGUGCACUGCGUGAUAGCCACGGCCCCAAACCAUCCUGGGGUGUCCUGGCCCUGCUGAGUGGCAGCCCUGGGCCCUUGGGGGCUCCCAUCACCCUCAUCCUCUCACCCUCCUCUUCACCAGCUCUUGGUGGGAGUACACAGAUCCAGAGGCAGACUCCUCCCGCUGUGACCCUAUCCCUGUCUGUCCCUGCAGAGCUGAGGCCAGGCUGAGCUACCAAGCCCAGGUCUGUCCUGCCAUCGUGCUGGGGCUGGGCCGGGGGACGCAGACACACAGCCUUGGUGCGGCAUGACCCACGGACGCACGCCAGCCGCAGCGAGGGUGACCGUGGGCUCCUCCAUGUCUCCCAGCCCAAGGUGCAGUGCUGCAUCUCUGGUCAAUUGGGAGUCUGAGAUGAAGCACUGUAGCUCGGGAAGGGAGGAACUGCGCACCCUGGGGACCCCUGGGGACCCCCACCCACUGGAACGAGUGACGCAAGGGGAGCUGACCCCUGGCUACGGGGAAGGGCUCACCCCAAAGCUCCAGAUUCCUGCAGAGAGCAAGGGGGUAGAGGAGGGUGGGAAGGUUUCUCCUUGCAGCAGAGGGACCCCUGUGUCUCCUUGGGACCCCCUGCCUGGUGCUGGGAGCACAGACAUGUGGGAGCUUUGUGCAGUGGGGGGACAGCAGGGAUGCGGCAGCAGCACCCCCCAGCAGCCACACAUGGAGCCCAGCCAGCAGCGAGGACACGCGGGGCUGGCAGAGAGCCCGGGUCGCCGUGCCCUCAGGGUCCAGUUUUCCCAGGAAUCCCUUAGGCGCUACGUUGGGGAUUCCUGGAAAUACUGUUCUUGGGGCCACGGCUCAGCGGCUGGAGACGGCCCAUCCCGUGGGGAGCCACAGCCUGUGGAAGAGCCAGCGACCGAGGUACGGGGCCAUUGCGGGGGCUGCAAGUGGGAGGGGGAGCCCCCUGGCUAACCCCAAACAUGGGGAGGUGGGCAACCCAGCCCAGGCAGCCUCAACUGCCCCACGCCGGGGGGUGAUGGAUGUCCCCAUGGGUCACCACUGAUCACAAGAGGAUGUGGCUGAUGGGCAGGCGGCCUUGCACAACAUCCCGCGCCGCACGUGCCACCCUGGGGUCAAUAAAGGUCUCGACUCCCGA
This is a messenger RNA of Tyto alba (common barn owl), 2434 nucleotides long. RefSeq lists its product as uncharacterized. The transcript is spliced from 2 exons. NCBI's taxonomy places the organism in Eukaryota, Metazoa, Chordata, Aves, Strigiformes, Tytonidae. The record is from RefSeq and is a predicted model, not a curated record. The coding region runs from base 243 to 1511 and encodes 422 amino acids.